Molecule: messenger RNA, 959 nt
Organism: Juglans microcarpa x Juglans regia
Lineage: Eukaryota; Viridiplantae; Streptophyta; Magnoliopsida; Fagales; Juglandaceae
Product: transcription elongation factor spt5-like
Exons: 1
Coding region: 81-656 (191 amino acids)
Source: RefSeq, a predicted model, not a curated record
GCUCUAUAUAUAAACUGAAAAGACAGUUUUCCUUUUCAUCAAUGAGAAUCAACAGAAACCAACUUGGGUAUUGAAAGGGCAUGAAGAUAGCUUCCUUGCCUGUACUUCUUUUGUGUCUUUUGUUCCUUCUCAUCCUCUUGAUCUUCUUAUCUUUAUCACUCUCGGUUUCCAAACAACAUAACAUGUUUCUUUCUACAUACGAGUUUAUCGUUGUGAAAAAGUCUAUUCGGGUGGUUGUGUUCUUCAUGUUUAACGUCAUCAUUAUCACAAUCUUUCGCGGGAAUCUUAAGCCAUCAGCAGAAGAUACCGAUAACUGGUUACUUUCUUUUUCCCAUUUAUUAGUAUAUGAAGCCGAUGAAGCAACAAAAGAUCAAACGACAUGGGAAGAAGAAUAUUACGACGAAGAUAGCGACGUCGACCAUGAAUAUAAUCAUGGUUAUGAUGGGUAUGAAGAAGACAAUGAUGAUGAUGAUGAUGAUGGCGGCGAAGAUGGCUUUGAAAGCAAAGAUGAUCAGCAAGAUAAGGAUGAUCUGGAGAGGAGAAUUAAGGAAUUCAUAGCCAAGAACUAUAGGCAACGCAGAGAGGAGUUGAUGUAUGAGGCUGGUUUGCAUGGCAGCUACAGAGUUCAAAAGUAUCCAGCUCUAGCCAAUUACUAGAUCACAAUUAGGUUCACAUAUAUACAAAAAGAAUACAAGUUUGGAUUUGUAUUUGCUGUAAAUUUCUUGUUUGUUUGUUUGUUUGAUUUCUCCUCCCCUGUAGUGUUUUUGUUUUUCUACUAGGAUGGGGGUUGGUGCAUGUUUGAUUCAAGUCCUGAUAGUUCUGUGUUCUUUCUAAUUAGGAACUGUUAUGACGAUGCGGAUGUGCAUGUAUAUAGUAAAUGAAUGGAUCCGUGAAUAAUUGUUGUAUUAUGAUUUAAAAGAGUAUAAAACCCCAAACACUUCACUGGGGUUUAUCUUUAA